AUGGAAUGGGGUAUUAAAGAAAAUAGGAUUGCAGUGAUCGCCUUGCACAAAGUGGGUAUGGAACCGUCGAUCAUAUUCCAGACACUUCAAAAGCUUGGUAUCAGCCGUAUGUUCGUAUAUCGUACUAUUAACAUAUACAGAAUCACUUCGUCUGUCGAAGACCAGAAAAGAUCGGGGCGGCCGCGUGUUGUUAGAACUACAAAGGCUGUUAAUGCUGUUAAAGCCAAAAUUCGUCGAAACCCCAUUAGGAAGCAAAAAAUCUUAUCGCGAGAAAUGAAGAUUCCCGCUAGAACUCUGUCGCGUAUUGUAAAACAAAACCUGAAGCUCGGUGCUUAUCGACGAUAUACAGGACAUGCCCUAAAUCAAUCUUUACAAUUAAAGAGAGUGGAUCGAUCAAAACGCCUUCUGUCGCGAUACGCAGGAGAAAGGCACAGAAAUAUCCUCUUUACCGAUGAAAAAAAUUUCACGAUUGAAGAACACUACAUUAAACAAAAUGAUAAUGUGUACGCUCACAGUUCUAUAGAAGCUGCUCAAGUUGUCGGAAAGGUAAAACGUGGUCAUCAUCCUGCGUCAGUGAUGGUUUGGUGGGGCGUGUCUUAUCAAGGAGUCACAGUACUACAUUUUUGUGGAAAAGGAGUGAAAACUUCAACCAAAGUAUAUCAAGAUACAGUCUUGGAUCAUGCAGUGAAACCUCUCAGCAAUACAAUUAUUAAAAAUAUACCGUGGACUUUCCAGCAGGACUCUGCACCUGGUCACAAGGCACGAACUACCCAAGGCUGGGUUGAAACCAACGUUCCGGACUUUAUAAGAGUUGAAGACUGGCUCUCAUCUAGCCCAGACCUCAACACUUUAGACUUCAAAUUAUGGUCAGUUUUAGAGGACAUGGCCUGCUCUAAACGACACGGCAGCAUUGAGUCUCUUAAAAAAUCUUUGGAGCAAGCAGUGGCGAAAUUUCCCUUGGAUACAGUGCGUAAAUCCAUAGAUUCGUGGCCAAACAGAUUAAAGGCCUGUAUAAAAACUAAAGAUGGCCAUUUCGAAUAG
Molecule: messenger RNA, 1041 nt
Organism: Papilio machaon (common yellow swallowtail)
Lineage: Eukaryota; Metazoa; Arthropoda; Insecta; Lepidoptera; Papilionidae
Exons: 1
Coding region: 1-1041 (346 amino acids)
Molecular function (GO): nucleic acid binding
Source: RefSeq, a predicted model, not a curated record